AUGGCGCUACUUGCCUUCAGUCGCUCCUAAAGUUUCUUCUGUCAGUGAUUUAUUUUCAACUCUAGUCUUUUCUUUAUGCAGGUACCAGUUCAGUCCUUAAUGACAUGCUAGGUCUGUGCUUUGUAGGAGUCCACUGUUGACUCCUCUCUCUCUCUCUCUAGCCUAAAUUGUAGCAACGUCACUGCAAGGUUUCUGUGUCCUCGAAUGAAACCAUUAAAAGUUUAACGUCGCUUGCUAACAUUUUAGUGCUAAAGCUGCGUCACUUUUGCCAUGAGUUGUCAACGGGAGCAAGGUGCCCACUCUCCUCGACUGGAGGCUGUGAUUCAGAAGUUGGAGGAGUCCCUGCUUCACUCUGACGGCAGCUCAGGAGAGAGGACUCUGUCACUUCGAGGUGAUGGACACGAGUCCGGUGUCAGUCCCACGCUUGUCUCCACCCGUGUCCGCCAGAUCAUCACUCGCAACUUGGCAGAGCAGCCAGCUGAUGGGAGUUCUGAGGUCAGUGAGCUGGAGGGGAGCAGGGGCCCGAGGGAGCAGCUUUCUCCGAGCCAGAUGGAUCGUGACCAGCCGCCAGUCAAACAGGCCGGUCUCACAGACAGGCUGGAUCAGAUGCUGAUGCUGCAGUCAGCAGUGGACUCAGACCAGGACAGUGUAUCACCAGGAUCCCUGCAAUUGCAGACCAAGGAGAGAGCUUACAGGCAAAAACUGCAGGCCUACCAGGAGGCCCAGCAGAGACAGGCCCAGCUUGUCCAGAAGCUUCAGACCAAGGUUCUUCAGUACAAGAAGAGGUGUGGGGAGCUAGAGGAGCAAGUACUGGAGAAGACCUCAGAGUCUGAGAAGAUGAGGUUGUUGCUCCAGGCCCACCUGGACUCGGCCCAGCGUCAGCAGCGGACAGAGCAGGAUCUCGACGUGGCUAUCCAGAAUAAGUCUGCUCAGCUGGAGAAGGAGCAAAAGAGGUGUGCCAGCCUCAGCCAAGUCAACUGUAUGCUGCGGGAACAGCUGGAGCAGACGGGCACUGUCAACCAGGGGCUAACAGAGAGCCUGUGGAAGGCCCGCGAAGACGCUGACUUGUGUGAUUCCCGUCUGCGCAGAGAGCAAGAGACGUGCGUCUCCCGGCAGAGUCGUGAGCAGGCUCGUGUCAGAGCACUGUGGCGCCAGGCGGCUUCCCUGCGGAGCACUUUCACCCAGCUAAGGACUUUCACUGACAGGACUCUGUCUGAUAUGCGCGCGGAGUGUGUCGCUGCCAGCAGGCAGCUGCAUGUCGCCUGCAUGAACAUAGAGGCCAAAGUAACACAGGAGAGCACCUCUAGUGGUGUGGAGAUGUCGACACUGGAGAGGCAGCUGAAGGACAAGCUGAAAGAGGCCAUGCAGCUUCAGGGUCGCUGGGAUGCAGAGAAAGUGGAACUGAACUCCAGAAUCCUGGAGCUGACUGACUCGGUGAAGCACCUCCGCGGCCAGAGCAGCGAGAAGGAUUCCAGCCUCAACACCAUGCAGAUCAGUCUGGACAGGAUGGAGACGAGGAGAACAGAGGAUAAAGCAGAGAUGGAGGUCGUCGACAUGGAGAUCCAAGCCCUCCAAAAUAUUCUAUGUCAUGUUCACCAGUUGGUUGGCGGUGAGGGUGAUGGCAGUGGCUCUGAAAGUGCGUCCUCCUCACCUCUUCAUUACCGGUCUCCUCUGAGGAACACCACCCUGAUGGCUGUGCACAGUGCUCUCUCCAAGCACCAGAAUCAAACACAGGAGCUGCGUGGGCGUCUGGAUGCUGCCCUAGAGCAAGUGGAAACCCUGCGGGAUCAUCUGCAAGAGGGGGACACUGAGAGGAGAGAGCUGGAGCAGAAGAUCCAGGAAGCAAGGAGGGAAAGUCAGGAGGCUAAAACAGCUCUGGAGGAAAACCUCAGAGACAGCAACAGACAUCGCUGCUCACUGGAGCUCAUGUCCAGCGAGAAGGGCGGCAUGGAGAAGCGGCUGUCAGGGCUGCAGCAGGAGGCGGACUCCCGGCGUGCCGAGCUGGAGGUAUUGCGCGGCUCAUCGCUGGAGCUCCAGAGACAGAGGGACCUCCUGAGGGAGCAGAGGGAGGAUCUGGAGAUGCAGCUGGCACGCCAGCGCACGGAGGCCCAAAGAGGCGAGAGGAGUCUGGAGGAGCUUGAAGGGAAACACUCAGUUCUGCGUAGGGAGCUUGUGACGGUGAAGGAGGCUCUGAGUCAAAUCACCCUGCAGAAGGAGGUGUUGGAAGAUGAUAAGGCCAGCCUCGCUCUAGCUCUCAGCAAGAUGGAGUCCCGGAGUGCUGCACACGAGUUAGCACUCACCAAACUGCAGCAUCAGGAGGCUGCCCUUCAUGAUUCUCUGGCUAAAAUGGCUGCCCUGAGCGAAGGCCUGGCCAAAGACAAGGUGGAACUCAAUCGCAUUCUGCUGCAGACUGAAGGGGAGAAGACGGAGCUCGGUGAACGUAGAAGGGAAGCAGAAACGGAGCGGGCAGCGGCCCGGGAGGAGACAGCACGGGUGCAACAAGAGAAGAUGAAUCUGUUCGCUGGGAAACAAACCCUGGAGAGCUCCCACGGCCACUUGCAGGAUCUCUGCCAGAGGCUAGAAGCAGAGCGGAGCCUGCUGCACGAGGAGAACGCUCAGGCCCUGGAGCAGCACUCCCAGGUCAACAGGCAGAUGCAGACUGUGUCAGAGGAGCUGUGUGCGUGCAGGAGGGAGCUUGAGACCCAGACCACAGCCCUAAAGAGAGCUACCCAUGACAGGGAGGAGCUGGCCAAGGCCAGUGCUGCUCUGGAUGUCAAGCUAAACUCCGCUGACCGAAAGGCCUGUGGUGUCACGCAGGAGCUGGUUGCACUUAGAGCGGAGAAGGAGUCCCUGGAGACGGCUCUGUAUGAGAGCCAGGAGCUUGCCACUUCUCUGGAGGUCGAGUGCACCAGGAUGGAGGGGGAGAGGCGCAGCUUGCUGCUGGCUAAUGAGGCCUUGACGCGUGAUGCCGCUGGGAUGCGUGUGGAUGCUGAACGCCAGUUUGCGCAAGCAGCGCAGGAGCGGAGCAAGCUGGAGGAGAAGCUGGCACAGGUGGAGAGGAAUGGCCUGCUGACCCUGAACAGCAAAGAGCAAAUCCACAGAGAGCAGCUUGAAGCCGAACGACGGCAAAAGGAACAACAGUGCGCGGAGCUGACAGUUCAGCGGGAGCAGGUUGAGGAGCAGCUGCGUAGACAGUGUGAGGAAUGGCGUGUGCACAGCCAGAAGGAGCUGCAGCACGUGCAAGAGGAGCUGGCCAGGCAGCAGCAGGACUUCAACCAAAGCCUCCUGCAGGCUGAGAGUGAAAAGCAGCAGGCUUUGUCCCAGAAGGAGGUAGAGAAGGCUGCCGUCACGGAGAAGCUCGCCGCCCUGCAGCAGGACCUGGCCACAGCAGGCAUGGAGCUCGAGUGCAUGCAGAGGGAGGCACUUACAAAACAGGAGCAGGAAAGGGUAAAGAUAAGGCAGGGUCACAUUGGCUCUGGUCACUCUCCUUGUUCUUCACAUAUCACUCAGCCAACCGAUUUGUGUACCUCUGUGGUCCAGAACGCAGCGGCCGUCCUUCAGUCUGAGCUGCAAGACUUGCAAACUCAGUUUGAGGAAUCUUUGAACUCCCACGAGAAUGCCAAGAAGAGUCUGAUUGAGCAGGUCAGAGAGUUGAACCAGCAGAGAGAACAUACACAACAGGAGUUAGAGGGCCUUCGUCGGCAGCUGCAGGAGGCAGAGGAUGGACUUGUUAAGGCGCGAAGGGCGUUGAUUGAGGCUCACAGAGAGCUCCAGGAGUGUGCACAGGAGCGGGACAAGCAACGGAAAGAUGCCCUGGACCUGAGAAGGCUCUUGGGUGACGAAACCAGAGAGAAAGAUGCUAUCCAAGCGUCCAACCAGGAGCUAAGAGCUUUCAUCAAGAGAGCAGAGAGUGACAACAGCAGCUUGAGACGAGCCCUGGAGGAGAGGGAGCAGAAAGUUGCUGUCUCAGAGGAAUGUAGGAGCUCGAUGCACCAAGAGGCAACCACCCUACGGAGUAGCAUGAGGGAGCUGGAGAAGUCUCGCCUUCAGGCACGCAGAGAUGUGCAGGAGCUGCGCAGACAGGUAAAGGUCCUCGAGGGCGAGAACGGCCACCAGAAACGGGAGCUGCGAGAGCUGCAGGCCCGGGUAUGUCAAGAGGAGCAGAAGGAGGAGGAGGCGUGUCGCGAGGCUUUCACCUUUAAGCAGAGAGUGCUGGAGUGCGAGGCUGGCAGAGACGCAGCACUGAACGAGGUUUCAGGUCUGCAGCGCCGUGUUCUGGAACUGGAGCAUCAGAACCGGGAGCUGCUGCAGGACAGAGAGGCUUAUCAGCUGCAGUGUGACCAGAGGAACAGAGAAACCACUGCCCAUAUGGAGGAAGCACUAGAAGACGCCGGGAUCCAGGUCAAGCAACUCUCUGUGCAGGUCGGCCUUGCUGAAAGCAAGGUCCAGGGCCUGGAUGAGCAGCUCGGCCUCGGUGACACCAAACGCAGGGACCUGGAGCUCAAGUUGGCGGGGUUGUCUUCAGCUCUGCGCCGCACUGUUGGCACCGGCCAUGCAAGGCUUUCGGGCACACCUGGGUCCCACAAACGGUCUCCCUCUCCCUGGAGGAACCACCUGCAAGUAAAAGGGGGAGACAAUGAGACAGACAGAUCCGUGUUGUCCUUGUCUCGUGGUGAAGAUGAAGAGCUGGAUGUGGACACGGUGCAUGCUGCCCUGCGGGAAUUCCAGCAGGAACUCAGGGACACACAAAGAGACAGGGAUGAAGCCAAGGCUCAGAUAGCUGGUCUAAGUCAGCAGGUGACAGAGCUCCAAGACAGCCAGGAUAAGUCAGCCACCCAGCUGCUACAACUCCAGAGGUCCCUGAAGCAAUCAGAGCACGGAAAAAGAGAGAUGGCAGAGCGGUUGCACGAGGCGCAUACAUCCCUUUCCCUGCAGGAAGAAAUAGUAUGUUGCACAGAGAGGGAGAAGAGAAGCCUUGAGGAGGAAGUGGCUCAUCUCCGGACCAGUCUGCAAGCUGCUGAGGCUGAGACCAGGGCACUGCAAGACAAGUUGGAGCUCCUGCACGGCUUAGAAUCGCGCGCAAAUGUAGAACAACAGAAGCUGAAGGAGUCCCUGCAUGGAGCAGAGAGCAGGGUGAGCCGCUUGGAGCUCUCCCAGCGCACCCUUGAAGGCGAGCUACAGAGGGCCCAGCUCAGGGCGGCAGAGCUGGAUGCAGAGGCAGGGGCCUUGCAGGAAAGACUGACGGAGCUGAGGAGGAAGCUGAGUGAGAGCGAGGACCGGGGCGCAGCACUGAGGGUCAGCGAGGAGAGGUUGGCCACGUCGCUGGCUCGAGCUGAGCAGCAUGAGAGCCACCUGAGGGAACAGAUCCACAAAUUGUCCAACACCCUCAGCGACAACAGGACCAGCAGCGGAGCCCUGCAGGAGCAGAUCCCACAGCUGCAGAGGGCUCUGACUGCCAGCGAGCAGGACCGAAGGCUGCUGCAGGAACGUCUGGAUCAAACACGAAAUGCCCUCUCAGAGAGAAAGAGGCUGAGCCACACACUAACAGAGCAGACCCAGAACCUUCAAAGAGCCCAAGAGGACUUGGAACUUCAAAACUCUGAGCUGGAGAAGCACAACAGGACCCUGAAGGAGAGCCUGAAGCAACAGCAGGAUGCUGAAGUGCAGGCCCAGGGGAGCUCCCAGCAGCUGCAGCAAGAGAAGGAGGAACUCCAGGACAAGGUCACCAAUCUGCAGAGCUCUUUGCAAAAGCUGCAGAGUGAGAGAGCGGAGAUGGAGAGGGUGCUGACGCGCCUCGGUAAAGACAAGUCAUCACUCAGGAAGACACUGGAGAGGGUGGAGAUGGAGAGGCUGAGGAGGGAGGAGGGGGAGGCGGCGUCGGCAGCCAGAGAGAAGGAGCAGUUGGGACAGACAGUCCGCUGCCUGGAACAGGAGCUGGCUGAAAAGCAGGCUGAGCUGCAGACUGUGCAGGCCCAAGUGUCCCAGUUAGAGCACGCUCAUGCACAGCGCCUCCUGGAGGCGACAGCCCGCCAUCACCAGGAGUUGGAUUUGGAGACGGAUCGUCUGAGAGACAGCCAGUUUCAAGCAGAGCAGGCUUUGGAGACAAGGGAGAAGGCACAUCGCCAGAGGGUCAAAUGUCUGGAGGAACAGGUGCUGACUCUGAAAGAGCAGCUGGAUCAGGAGACAAGAAGACGACAGGCCUAUUUCAAUCAGAUGCUCCAACCCGGUGUGUAAGCGGAGACCCUGC
Molecule: messenger RNA, 6247 nt
Organism: Anarrhichthys ocellatus (wolf-eel)
Lineage: Eukaryota; Metazoa; Chordata; Actinopteri; Perciformes; Anarhichadidae
Gene: crocc2
Product: ciliary rootlet coiled-coil, rootletin family member 2
Exons: 35
Coding region: 271-6234 (1987 amino acids)
Source: RefSeq, a predicted model, not a curated record